This is a messenger RNA of Quercus robur (English oak), 3041 nucleotides long. RefSeq lists its product as uncharacterized. The record is from RefSeq and is a predicted model, not a curated record. Gene Ontology annotation, biological process: developmental process. Lineage: Eukaryota; Viridiplantae; Streptophyta; Magnoliopsida; Fagales; Fagaceae. Bases 165 to 449 code for a protein of 94 amino acids. The transcript is spliced from 3 exons.
ACUCAUUUUAUUGCACGAAUUCUUUCAUUGGCUAAUUGAAUAACGGUUCCCUAUUCUUCUUUCUUUCUUUUUCUUUUUUUUUAUUUUUUAUUUUUUUUAUUUUUAUCCACGGUUCCCUAUUCUUCUUUAGUUACGUAUAUAGCUUCUCUGAAGAUCAUAGGAUUAUGGGGGACUCUUCUGCCUCAUACAUACACAUGGUGCAUCACCUGAUUGAGACGUGUAUGACUUUCCACAUGACUAAAGAAGAGUGCAUGGAAACCCUUUCAAAACAUGCAAACAUCGCCCCUGUCAUCACCUCCACUGUGUGGAAUGAACUGGAGAAAGAAAACAAGGAAUUCUUUGAGGACUAUGCUAAAUCUCAGAGCAAAGCAGACUGUAUGUCGGCAGAAGAGACAACCAAGUUGAUCCAGAAGGUAAAAUCGGAUGCGUCAAAAGAUGCUGAUGACUAACAUGCCAUCUGAAAACGAUGGUUUCUGGUAGGAAGUUGAUCACCUCAAAAUUCUUUACAUCCAGCCAAACACAGUUAUAAAAGUCUGAUGUCACAAUGUAUGGUCUCGAAUCACCCUUCCAAUUCAUAUGGAUGAAGAAAUAUGAUAGACUAGGAUCCUGUUGAAGUUGAUGGAGUCCUACCCUUCUCAUGUACAAUAAUCACAUGUGUGUGUGUAUUCACACACAAAUAUAUAAAUAUAUAUAUAUAUAUAUAUAUAUAUAUAUAUAUAUAUAUAUAUUAUAAUAGAGUGACAGUCUAUCAAAGUUGAUGGAGCCGUGCCUUUUUUAUAUAUAUAAUAGUUUUAUUAUUUGUAGAUUUAACCCAUUGAAACAAAUCUACAUAAAGCAUGAGGAUAGAUAAAUUUCAGUUUUCACUUAGAAUAAAGUGAUUUAUUAUAUCUUUAUUUAUAAUGAGUGACAAAAUGUGUUUACAAAUUGGGAAAAUAUUAGUAUACACACCUUUUAAUCACUUCUUUAAGCUACGAUUUCAAUACAAUUCAAAAAUUAGUGUAAAAAUGUGUGUUCUAAGCACUACUCUUAUGAGGGUUCAUUUGAAUACUGCUUAUUUUGUUGAAAACUGAAAAUUGAAAAUACUGUGGUAAAAUAAUUUUUAAAUGUAUGAAUAGUGUCGUGAGACCUAUUUUUAAUGAAAGUUGGCAUAAAUGCACUUUUAGUCCCUAUAUUUUGCACUUUUUCCAUUUUGGUCCCCUACAUUUUCAUUUCACUACUUUUAAUCCCCAAACUAAUUAACGUCUGAUAUUUAAGUCCUUUCCGUCACCCAACUAACAGCAAAAGUUGACGUGGCUGACGAUGGAAUUAAAAUAUUAUUAAAAAUCCACUGUGGCACUCAUCACCCAUGCCACAUCAGAAUUUUAAAUAUUAAAAAAAAAGUCACGUUAGAAAAACAAUAAAAAUAAAAUUCUAAACUUGAUUUUAAAAAAAUAAAAUAAAAUAAAAUCUUCUUUUCUUUUUAUAAUAUUUUUGGAAGAUGUGUUCUUCACUAGAACAUGAUUGUUCAUGUUCUUUGUUGCCCAAAAAAUUUUAUUUUCUCAUUGUUAUUUAUUUACUUAUUUUCCCAUAUCUUCAUCUCUUUCAUCUCGAACUCUCUCUCAUAUCUCAAACUCACUCAAGCUGAAGACCCAAAACCUUUCUCCCUCUCUCUCUCUCAGAUUAGUCUCUCUAAGAUCAGUGGUUCUCUCUCUUAGAUCGGUGGGUGCUCUGGAUCAGUGGGUGGUUUUUGUCUCAAAUCGGUGAGACUUUCUCUAUUUCAUCUCUCUAUCUCUCAACUCAGUGGUGGAGAUUUCAGUGGAGAUAGGUGGUGGCACACUCCGAUGGUGGGUUUGUGGCUUAUAAUUUUUGUUGAUCUGGGUUUUCACCUUAGUCAAAUAUGGGUUGGUGAGGAGGGCUUAAGGUUCGAUCAAGGGGAUUUUCUGACAGAAAGAGUUUUAGGUGUGCUGGGUUAAUGGUUUUGUGGGUAUUUUGUUCAAAUUUGGGUGGGAGUUGUGUUUGAUUUUCUGGGUUUGUGCUCGUGUGUUCUGGGUUUGAUUUUCUUGUGUUCUUGUAUUUGAUUUUCUGAGUUUGUGCUUGAAAUUUCUGGGUUUGGUGUUGGUGAGGAUAGUUGUGGUCAGUUGGUUUCUUUAAAGAUUCUGGGUUUGUUGUUAGUGUGGAAUGUGGGUAGUUGUUGGUAGGUUAUUUCUGCCUUUUUAAGUGUUUGAUUUGUUGGGUUUGUGUUUUGAUGAUUGCUAGAUUUUAUGUCUCCAAAUUGGAUCUAAUUUUGUGUUUCUAAUCUGGAUUUGUGGGUUUCCAACUUGGAGAUUGGUGUUGACUUUGUGAACAAAGAGGACGCAGGUCUGUUGCUUUUGAUUGGUGUACGUUGGGUUCAAAUUUCUGGGUUCAAAUUUCUGUGUUCAAUUUCUAGGUUUGGUUUCUAGGUUCAAUUUCAGAUAUAUAGAUCUGUUGAUAUUGGUUGAUUAUUGUUUGAACUGAAUUUUGAAUUUUAAUAUGUUUGGUUGUAAAGAAAAACAAAGAAAAGAAAAUAAAACAAGGAUUAAUUUGCUAAGAACAUGAACAGUCACGUUUUGGGAAGAAGAACAUGAACAUGUCUUCCGAAAUAUUAAUGAAAAGAAUAGAAAAUUUUAUUUUAAUUAUUUUAUUUUAUUUUAUUUUUUAAAAUCAAGUUUAGAAUUUUAUUUUAAUUGUUUUUCUGACGUUACUUUUUUUAAUAUUUAAAAUUCUGACGUGGCAUGGGUGAUGAGUGCCAUAAUGGAUUUUUAAUAAUAUUUUAAUUCCACCGUUAGCCACGUCAGCUUUUGCUGUUAGUUGGGUGACGGAAAGAACCUAAAUGUCAGGCGUUAAUUGGUUUAAAGACUAAAAGUGGUGAAAUGAAAAUGUAGAGACCAAAAUAGAAAAAGUGCAAAAUAUAGAGACUAAAGGUGCAUUUACGCCAUGAAAGUUUUGUUGAAAAAAGAGGUUUGUGGAUCCCGUAAAUAAUGCAUGGGACCCAUUGGAACUCAGUUAACUCGCUUCUCAAAAAAAAAAAAAAAAAAAGAAAA